CACUGAUCAGCCCACUGAGCCAAAAUGGCGGAUGACAAGGAUCCUCUGAAACAGUUGAAAGAUCUAACGCAGCUCAAAAAUCAGCUGGAGGACAUCCAGAGACGAGUGGAGCGUGAAGUAUCCGCAGGAAUUCCCCAGGGCGGCUCAGUGCUGGGAUCGCCGUUUUUGAAAGGCUUUUUGGCUGGAUAUGUGGUGGCAAGACUACGUUCAUCUGCCUUCCUGGGAGUCCUGCUGGGAACAGUCACUGGCAUGUACGCAGCACAGAAUUAUCAAGUGCCCAACAUAGAGAGGACCUUUAAAGAGUACAUGAACAACUUGAAAAAAGGACCAAAGUAAUCUGGAGUGUCUUUCUGGUGACUUUAAAGACUUUUAAGAAUAAAUAAUCCUGGAGUGCCUGGCUCAUGAUAGAUCAGGAUUCUUGUCUAGACUGGCUUAUGGAUGUCAUCGUUUAACUUGAGUUUUACUGGGGUCUGAAUAUAUGCUUCUUUUUUUUCGCGCAUUUUUGUUUUGAAUGAUGUUACAUGCUGCUGUUUCAUUUCCACACUUGCAUUUGUCCAGUGUUAACACUCUGAAUCUUUGGAUUUCAUCACCUUAGUUUUGUUGCAGCUGUCCAUCAGAUUUUUAACUGAUAAUGUGUAAAAUAGGCUAGAAAUCUUUCCUGCACCUUUGUUGUUUAGCUAAAAUACAUAUCUACGCAGAGAAAGAUCUAAGUGUUAUGAAUUACCAAUCAAAUGUUGUAAUUCAUUUCUUUUCA
This is a messenger RNA of Archocentrus centrarchus (flier cichlid), 754 nucleotides long. RefSeq names its product SLC35A4 upstream open reading frame protein-like. The transcript has 3 exons. The record is from RefSeq and is a predicted model, not a curated record. Lineage: Eukaryota; Metazoa; Chordata; Actinopteri; Cichliformes; Cichlidae. Bases 25 to 336 code for a protein of 103 amino acids.